Conger conger (European conger) is the source of this 3066-nucleotide messenger RNA. RefSeq names its product collagen, type IX, alpha 3 (gene col9a3). The transcript is spliced from 32 exons. The coding region runs from base 68 to 2101 and encodes 677 amino acids. The record is from RefSeq and is a predicted model, not a curated record. Lineage: Eukaryota; Metazoa; Chordata; Actinopteri; Anguilliformes; Congridae.
GUGAAGAACUGUCCAUCACACGCCCGGGGAAAGCAAGCAAAAAUCAGCUGAGAGAGGGACGUAAGCAAUGGCUGCGUUCUCAGCUCUUUGGCUACUCUUUCUUUGCCAGCUUUUGACAUCUCUAGCACAGAGACCCGGCCCUCGAGGACCACCUGGCCUGCCAGGACCCCCAGGACCCGGAGGAAAAGAUGGCAUCGAUGGUAAAUCCGGCCCGCCUGGACUUCCUGGAAAACCUGGGCCGAAAGGAAAAGCAGCGGAGGCUGGGGGCCCAGGAGGUGCAGGAUUGCCUGGACUUCCGGGAGUGGACGGUCUGACUGGUCCUGAUGGCCCAGCGGGGAAAGAUGGGCCACCAGGAGUAAGAGGCGACGCCGGACCACCUGGCCCAGCUGGACCUCCUGGCAGAGGGAGACCAGGAGCCCCAGGGCAACCUGGAGCCAAUGGGCUGCAAGGCGGAGUAGGGCCACAGGGGACAUUGGGUGCUGAGGGACCCCAAGGACUUCCCGGCCUCCCCGGUCUUGAUGGCCCCCCAGGUCUUCCGGGGGCCCUCCCUGAAGGCGCUGGUGAAGUUCUGUGUCCAGCCAUCUGUCCACCAGGCCCAGCUGGAGCUCCGGGCAUGCCAGGGUUCAAGGGUCACACAGGACACAAAGGAGACAAGGGAGAGGCUGGGAAGGAUGGAGAAAAGGGCGAUGCUGGCCCACCUGGGCCUCCUGGCAUCCCUGGCACUGUUGGCCUCCAGGGCCCUCGGGGUUUGAGGGGACUCCAGGGCCCAAUGGGUGCAGUCGGAAACAGGGGUUUACCAGGUUUCCGUGGCAAACCUGGAAUCGCUGGUGUCAUUGGGAAAACAGGUGAUGCUGGAGAGAAAGGACCUGAAGGUUUCAAAGGGCCAAAGGGGGAAAUUGGCAAAAUUGGUCCCAAAGGUGUUCCUGGGGGAUCUGGACCCAAAGGAGAGCCUGGCAUACCUGGCAGAGAUGGGAAAGAUGGCACACCGGGGUUAGAUGGAGAGAAGGGUGAUGCCGGCAGAUCUGGGGUUCCUGGUGAAAAAGGUCCCAACGGCCUUCCGGGUUUACAAGGAAAGGCUGGUGGAAAAGGAGCUAAAGGAGGGGUUGGUAAUCAAGGAGAGAUGGGAGAGGCAGGUCCCUCUGGAGAGCCAGGUAUUCCUGGUGAGAUUGGAGUUCCAGGAGACAGGGGAGAGGCUGGACCUAGAGGAAAGGCAGGAGGCAUUGGACAAAUAGGAAACACCGGGCCUCAGGGUGUCAAAGGCUUCCAGGGUGUGAAAGGUGCUCUUGGGGACGCUGGUCUUCCUGGCCCAACAGGAAUCCGUGGAGGAUUUGGCGACAGGGGUCCAGUCGGAGCAUCAGGACCCAAAGGGGAAAUGGGUGUUGCAGGAAGUGAUGGUCUACCAGGAGAGAACGGAGAACCGGGCCCAUUUGGUCCUGUUGGACAGAAAGGCCAGUCUGGAAAGAGGGGUGAGGUCGGGCCAAAGGGUGUGGUUGGUCCCCAAGGAGAACUUGGAGCCAGAGGGGCCCCUGGGAAGCCUGGACUCAUGGGCUUCCAAGGCGAGCAGGGCCAGCCUGGCAUUGCUGGAAAGACUGGUGUUCCUGGUAAACUGGCAAGUGAACAGCACAUCAGAGAGCUGUGUGGAGGAAUGAUCGAUGACCAGAUUGCCCAACUGGCUGCCAACUUGAGGAGACCACUGGCACCGGGUAUGGUGGGUCGUCCUGGGCCUGCUGGGUCCCCUGGGCAACCUGGUGCCGCUGGCUCUAUAGGACAUCCAGGCAACCGUGGACCACCAGGCUACAGAGGGCUGCCAGGAGACCUGGGUGACCCUGGUCCCAGAGGUGAUGUUGGUGAACCAGGCGACAAAGGACCUAUUGGCAAGGCAAUUGAAGGUCCCAUGGGAGACCAAGGCUAUCAGGGUCUCCCCGGAGUGCUAGGAAUUGUGAAACACGGGCGUGACGGUGCCCCUGGAGAUCCAGGUGAGGCUGGUGAAGCAGGCCGAACGGGCAGCACUGGGCACCAGGGAUCACCUGGAAUCUGUGACACAUCAGCUUGCCAGGGAGCAUCGAUUGCGGGGAAAUCUUCCAGUCCCAAGAACCAUUAAAACCCAGUGCCAUUCCCCCAAUCCCUUCCAGGAGAAAAGAGGAAGAAGUCACUGAAAACGUAUUUAAAACCAAACGGGAACAACAAUGAUGAAAAGAUGAAAAGAGUGACCUGACUGGGUAUUUAAGAACAGACAGACAGUGGGGAAGGUAGGAAAAGGUAGAGACUUAAUGCCAUGACUCCAUCAACGAAGUGGACCGAAGUCAAAAUAUGUAAUUAAUAAACCGGAGCACAUACACCAGCCUUGCUCCAAAUACCUUCAAAGAAUUUAAACAAUAACUUUACUGGUGCUUGUAGACAUGUUUUAUGUGUGUACAAAUGUACUUGUUUCCCCCUGAUGCCCUGCUUCCCAUGUGACCCCUACAGAAGCUCCUCAAACUACAACUUGGAUUGCCAUUGAAGUAACUGUGGGAUUGCAGUUUAGAGCUGCUUGUGUGAAGUGUCCUUUGUGGUUUGACCUGAUGAGUUUACCUCACAAGAAGAGCUUGCAGAUUAAAGGCUUUGAGAGAAAUAGCUAAGCCUCAGUAAAGAAGCAUUGUGUGCAACAAGAAAUUACAAAAAUGUGUUCAAUUAUUUUGUAUAGUUCUGAAGUAUGAAAUAAGGCAAUUUUCUGAAAAUAUGCAAGUUUUGUAUUUUUAAAGUAACUUUUUCAAAGGUUUUUUUUUUUCUUCCAAUUUUCCAGAAUGUGUUUUAUUUCUUCUUUUUAAUGCCAUAAUUAUCACAAGAAUUUCCCCUUCAAGUGUUUAAAGAAAUAAAAGCAGUGUUUGUGGAUUUUCCAGAAACUGAGUCUAGAAGAAGUCAUUAGUUUUUUGUGAGCUUUAUCAUUUUUACGAAGAUCUCCACAUCCACUAUGUAUUGGUGCUGUAACUAUAAAAUAUACAUGAGUUUAAAUACUAUUUAUUAUUUGUGGGUGACUGUUGUAUGUACAUUAAUACGCUAUAGCACCAUGUUGUACAAAACAUUGAA